GGCAGCAGUAGGGAGCUCCGCCCCAAGGGGAGGGACAGAGAAAUGGAAGUGAAAGUGUUACAGUGUAUCAGUGAGUUGCACAGACACCGGGCAGGGGCCACAGAGCAACAGUGUGUGUGUGUGUGUGUGUGUGUGUGUGUGUGUGGGUAGGGGCAGGAGCUGGGCAGCGUGCCGGGGGUACCCACUGUCACAAUGAGAUAAACUACACAGGGGGCAGCAGGAACCUGCAUGGGAGGGCAAUGUCUCUGCGUGUCAGAUUGCUCAUUGGUCUCCUGUGGCACCUCCUACCUGGUAAGGCUGGGCACAUAGCACAUUCCUAGUUGGACGAGUGGGGGCCAAGGUAGAGAUGCCGUGCCAGUACCCGCCCCCCCGGGCCCCUGUGCCCCAUCUGUAUGUGUAUUGGCAGAUAAGGAUUUCAGAGGGAGAUGUAACGGCUGCCGCAGUGGUUGACGGACGGGUGGAUGAGAAGUUCCAACACGGGGGGUACAGGGGGCGCGCGUGGUUGGACCCCAUAAAGCUGAGUGAGGGAGACUUCACCCUGCACCUCUCUAAUGUCUCUCGGCAGGACGAGGGGACGUAUCUGUGUGUCGUCAUGUCAGGCACCUUUCCUGUAGUUCUACUGCACAACUGCACCGUGCAACUCAGGGUGGUGGCCGAGUUCACCGUGCCGACUGUCACCACCAACAUGACGCACGGGGGGGAGGUCACGCUCGUCUGCAAUUCCUACGGAGGGUCCCACAAGCCGAGGGUCUGGUGGCGGAACUCAGUGGAUGGGUCGCUGCUCGGUUCUGGUCGCCUGAAUACAGAGAAGCACAAGGACUAUGUGAAUGUCACCAGCAUUGUCACCGUGAAUGUCACCCAGUCCCUCAACAUCACCUGCACCGUGGAGAACCCUCAGGGAAAUGUCACCUCCCUGCCAUACUUUCUAGAUAUCCCACCUCUUAAUGAGUAUUAUGCUGAGGGGCGGAGUCACGUUUCAGAAGCUGUGAUUGGUGCCACCUUACCUCUGCUCGUAUUGGCCCUUUUGGCUGUCGGACUGUGCCUGGCCAGGAAGCCGCUCUGUGUUUGGCGAGCAGGACCCAAGGGUAACAAGGAGGGCACGGAGCUGCCAUUGCAAGGAAGGUACCCUGAGGAGAUAUAGAACUUUGGGACAAACGAAAUGAUUUGCCCCCUGUGGCAGUGCCCGUCCCCCAUAUAUCCCAGGCUCCCUGGGGAGGUGACGCCCUCUCAUUGGUGGGAAGGUACAGUGGCCCCUCGGAAUGAUUCUGUGGCCUCAGCAUUAAACCAGUUGCCCUCUAGGUCUUUGUUGGAGGGGCUCUAGGGGGUCACAACCUCGAUUCCAUUGCAGAACUUCCCAUAUGGAGAUCAACGACCUUCAUGAUUAAAUAAGAUCUGGGUGAGGAAGAUUAUACUAAUACCCCAUUGGUUAUUGGAAUGUGCCACACAGGGCGGAUAUUGGAAUGUACCACACAGGGCAGUUAUUGGAAUGUACCACACAGGGCAGUUAUUGGAAUGUACCACACUGAUCCAACCGCUACAGCCAAGAUACAACGCACCGGGUGACCGGAGAGAAGACAAGGGGGUGUGCCAGGAGCUUGGCAAAGACUAACUGCCCAUAAGACCGUCCAUACUAAUACCAUACUGGUCUCCAUGCAAUCCUAUGGCACUGACUGAUGGGUAAAAUGGCAGACUGGACUGCAUGCACUCCAACAGCACUAAGUAAUGGGUAGUUUGGCAGACUGGUCUCCAUUGGAUUACCAUGGAAUUGCCCGAUGGGUAAAAUGGCACUCCAACAGCAUUAAGUAUUGGCUACAUGGGCAGACUGGUCUCCAGUUGGUUGCCAUGGAACUGACUGAUGGGUAGAUUGGCAGACUGGUCUCCAGUUGUUCACCAUGGAAUUAACUGAUGGGUAGAUUGGCAGACUGGUCUCCAUUGGAUUACCAUGGAAUUCCCUGAUGGGAAGAUUGGCAGACUGGUCUCCAGUUGGUCACCAUGGAAUUAACUGAUGGGAAGAUUGGCAGACUGGUCUCCAGUUGGUCACCAUGGAACUGACUGAUGGGUAGAUUGGCAGACUAGUCUCCAGUUGUUCACCAUGGAAUUAUCUGAUGGGUAGAUUGGCAGACUGGUCUCCAGUUGUUCACCAUGGAAUUAUCUGAUGGGUAGAUUGGCAGACUGGUCUCCAGUUGGUCACCAUGGAAUUAACUGAUGGGAAGAUUGGCAGACUGGUCUCCAGUUGGUCACCAUGGAAUUAACUGAUGGGAAGAUUGGCAGACUGGUCUCCAGUUGGUCACCAUGGAAUUAACUGAUGGGAAGAUUGGCAGACUGGUCUCCAGUUGGUCACCAUGGAAUUAACUGAUGGGAAGAUUGGCAGACUGGUCUCCAGUUGGUCACCAUGGAACUGACUGAUGGGUAGAUUGGCAGACUAGUCUCCAGUUGUUCACCAUGGAAUUAUCUGAUGGGUAGAUUGGCAGACUGGUCUCCAGUUGUUCACCAUGGAAUUAUCUGAUGGGUAGAUUGGCAGACUGGUCUCCAGUUGGUCACCAUGGAAUUAACUGAUGGGAAGAUUGGCAGACUGGUCUCCAGUUGGUCACCAUGGAAUUAACUGAUGGGAAGAUUGGCAGACUGGUCUCCAGUUGGUCACCAUGGAAUUAACUGAUGGGAAGAUUGGCAGACUGGUCUCCAGUUGGUCACCAUGGAAUUAACUGAUGGGAAGAUUGGCAGACUGGUCUCCAGUUGGUCACCAUGGAAUUAACUGAUGGGAAGAUUGGCAGACUGGUCUCCAGUUGGUCACCAUGGAAUUAACUGAUGGGAAGAUUGGCAGACUGGUCUCCAGUUGGUCACCAUGGAAUUAACUGAUGGGAAGAUUGGCAGACUGGUCUCCAGUUGGUCACCAUGGAAUUAACUGAUGGGAAGAUUGGCAGACUGGUCUCCAGUUGGUCACCAUGGAAUUAACUGAUGGGAAGAUUGGCAGACUGGUCUCCAGUUGGUCACCAUGGAACUGACUGAUGGGUAGAUUGGCAGACUGGUCUCCAGUUGGUCACCAUGGAACUGACUGAUGGGUAGAUUGGCAGACUGGUCUCCAGUUGGUCACCAUGGAAUUAACUGAUGGGAAGAUUGGCAGACUGGUCUCCAGUUGGUCACCAUGGAACUGACUGAUGGGUAGAUUGGCAGACUGGUCUCCAGUUGGUCACCAUGGAACCGACUGAUGGGUAGAUUGGCAGACUGGUCUCCAGUUGGUCACCAUGGAAUUAACUGAUGGGAAGAUUGGCAGACUGGUCUGGAUGAACUGUAUUAAACAGUGCCAAAAGGGUUAAGGGUUCAGUACUGGGCUUGCAACAUACUGUACCCCCUGUGCAUUAUGGGUACUAGUGUUGGCGGAAUUGCCAGUAACAGACUGUAUAGCUGGGAGUAGUUAUCUACACAUGUUCAACCCCAGAAAGUCCCCACACACUGGAAUAAAGGGCAAGUGCUCCCUCGGUCACUGAUCGCAGAUACCCCCCCCCCCCUUGGGGCACCGAGGGCACUGAUGGAAUUUAGUACCAAUAUUAAAGUGUUAUCUUUACUGUG
This is a messenger RNA of Xenopus tropicalis (tropical clawed frog), 3567 nucleotides long. RefSeq names its product inducible T cell costimulator ligand (gene icoslg). Gene Ontology annotation, biological process: regulation of immune system process. The transcript has 6 exons. Bases 347 to 1141 code for a protein of 264 amino acids. Lineage: Eukaryota; Metazoa; Chordata; Amphibia; Anura; Pipidae. The record is from RefSeq and is a predicted model, not a curated record. Gene Ontology annotation, cellular component: plasma membrane.